AUGGCCACCAAUGCUUCGACGUUGACCAUUGAGGGACGCCCUCCGUCCAGCUUCAAACCUACCCAUGAAGAGCGCAAACGGGCUGGGCUGAUCACGUUCGAGGAACAUGCCAUUACACCAUUUUCUGUGCCUUCCACGUCGGUAACAUUCGAAACCUUCAACCCUGACUUUUUGGGUGGGUUGAAACAGCGACUGCAAGACAUCGAGCUCAGGGUGAAGAUUAUGGAUGCAAAUAACAUUGCCGCUCAGAUCAUCUCUCUGAAUCAGCCGACGGCCCAGGCCUUUGUCAAGUUGGACGACUGUGUCGAGUUUUGCCGCAAAGCGAACGAGUUCGUGUUUCAAAAUUACUGUGCAAAGUAUCCAAAGCGGUUUUUCGCCUUCGCGACCCUGCCUACGCAAGACGGGACAGCGGCAGCGGCCGAAUUAGAGCGUUGUGUCAAGGAGUACGGAUUCGUGGGUGCUAUGAUUAACGGGUAUACCGUGACCGAAGAUCCUACUAAGGGGCUCUACCUUGACGAUCCGCAGUACGACACGUUAUGGGAAGUAUCUGGACGCUUGGGAAAGCCAAUCUUUAUUCAUCCUCGCAUACCUCUCCAGUCGAAUCUCAACGUUCUGAAAGAUAUUCCCAUACUCCAUGGAGCACCGUAUGGAUUUGGAAGAGAAACUGUGGAACAUCUUCUAAGGAUUAUGUACGCUGGAGUCUUCGACCGCUUUCCCAAGUUGAAGAUAUGCCUUGGACACUCGGGCGAAGGACUCUCUUGGAUCUUGCCGAGGACCGACACCACAUUUAGAAUGUACACGAAAGCCGCCCAAGGGCCGAAGAAAAAGUCCUUUCUUUAUUAUUUCCAAAACAACAUUAUUUGCAACACCAGUGGUAUGCCGAGGACAUCGGCCCUGCUCAAUCUGUUGUCGGAAACAAAAGUCGAAAAUGUCACUUUCUCGGUGGAUUAUCCCUACGAGAGUAUCGCCGAGAUGAGGGCAUGGUUUGAAUCAGUUCCAAUAUCGGACGAGACAUGGAAGGAUAUUGGGUUUCGUAACGCGAUCAGGAUCUUUAACCUGCCACUUGACAUCAACUAG
Molecule: messenger RNA, 1077 nt
Organism: Cladophialophora psammophila CBS 110553
Lineage: Eukaryota; Fungi; Ascomycota; Eurotiomycetes; Chaetothyriales; Herpotrichiellaceae
Exons: 2
Coding region: 1-1077 (358 amino acids)
Biological process (GO): secondary metabolic process
Cellular component (GO): cytosol; cytoplasm
Molecular function (GO): carboxy-lyase activity; hydrolase activity
Source: RefSeq, a predicted model, not a curated record